Zingiber officinale is the source of this 663-nucleotide messenger RNA. RefSeq lists its product as uncharacterized. The record is from RefSeq and is a predicted model, not a curated record. The transcript has 5 exons. NCBI's taxonomy places the organism in Eukaryota, Viridiplantae, Streptophyta, Magnoliopsida, Zingiberales, Zingiberaceae. Bases 271 to 663 code for a protein of 130 amino acids.
AAACCAUAGUAGAGUCAUCGUUGUAAGGUGAAACCUACUUCGGCAUUUGAAGGCAUUCGAAGGUGUCCCCACUCCGUGAAGAACUCUAGCGGCGUUCCACUCGGGAAGGCGUCCCACUCACGAAGGCAUGGCUUUUACGACUUACGAUCGCGAAGAAUCCUAGCGGCAUUCUUCACAGACACGAAAUACAUUAGCUACCACUUAUUCAGCGCCUCAGCGCCUCAGAGAUCUGCCAGCUCAGCUGCUCUUUUAAUUGGAGAUCCUACAGUUAUGUGGGACAAAGCUGGAAACUUGGUUCUUCCGCGAGCUAAUGUCAUGAAGCUGAGAGAUCGUCUCAGAAAUGAAGAAGUUGCUGCAGGUUUAUUCCUUUGUGGAACCAAAAAUGGCCCAACAUAUUGUCGUGAGCCUAUGGCACGCCGAGCAGAGCAGGGUACUGCUAAAGCACCAGGUUUUAAGCAAUUGACGGGUAAUCUAAAACAAAGUGGUUCUGUUGAAUGUGGAUAUUGUAUGAUGAGGUACAUGAAAGAGAUAGUUGAAUGUGAAAAUCCACAGUUGGAGAAGAUGUUUGCAAGAACAAUCAAGAAUCAAUAUUACAACCAAUCUCAAUAUGAUGAAGUCAGAAGUGAAUGGAGCGAAUUUAUCUACUCGUAUCUAGAUGCCUAA